UUCAUAUUUACUAAGUAUGUUUUUAAAUAAUUACCAUUUUCAUUAAAAGAUUUUAUGCCCAUCUUUUUGUUACGUGUCCCAUUAGAAUUAGGCGAUUUAAUGGUUUGUUCUUUGGUGCAGUUGAACUUGAAACUUCCAUGUUUCCUCGACAAAGAAGAAAACUUCCAUGUUCCUAACCUCUGCGUCUUUAUUAUAUAAACAGUCCUAUAUAUAUGUUUGAUGUGGUUAGUGGUUUACCAAAGUCUCACUCUGUCUCUAAUUAAUCUGGCGACCUAUCGUGUCAUUUCACCAAUGCUACGCAACUCUCUUUUUUAUUUUAAACUAAACAACGAAAACGUGAUAACGACAGGAAAAUUGUUAUAGAAAUGACUUGUCUAUAAUAUACACACUCACAUAAUUCACGCAAUAUACAGUAUUACUAAAACAAACAAACCAUGGGCCACCAUGUUGGUCCGAAGACGGAAUAGCCCAUUUUGAUUAGUUUGUGCUUUGCAUGAUCCUCAGAUCGAUAUGUUACAGAUAUAUGUGUUAUGUUAUAAUAAGCCAACAUUAUGCAAGAAAAUCACAUCUUUACAGAUAAUCCAUCAUAUUCUAUCUUCCAGAUUUGAUUGCUUCUUCUUCUCCUAAUCUACUUGUUGCCUUGCGCUGUAAGUUUCUUUACAAUAAUAAAGAACUCUGUUUGUUUCCAUUAUUAGCAGCAUAAGUGUAGUAUUGGAUAACCAUUCUAUAAUGUGGACUACUAGUUUCUCUCUCUAAAGGAAAUGUUUCUACUUCUCUGUUUUUGUGUCCAAGUGUGAGUAAGAGCAAAUUAGCAUUACAUGACCUUUUAAUUUGUUACUAUAUAUCCCCAAAGAUUGACACAGAAGUUAAGAGAAAGAUGACAACGGAAUCACGAACCGUAACCUAACCCCUUUAAUGUAUUAUAUAUAUCAUCAUUUGUCCCAAAUAAUUCUUGUAAAAUAAAUGAGAAUGUGUAAAGAGUAUCUAAAGUUACUUAUCCUUCUACUUGGUUUGAUUCACCAUGUUUAUUCAGCCUCUAUCAUUAGGUAUCUUCCUGGUUUUGUAGGUCCUCUUCCUUUCGAGCUCGAAACCGGGUACAUUGGUGUUGGUGAGGCAGAGGAAGUUCAAUUAUUUUAUUACUUCAUCAAAUCUGAGAGGAAUCCGGAAGAAGACCCUCUUCUUCUCUGGUUAACUGGAGGACCUGGUUGCUCUUGUCUAUUUGGUCUUCUUUUUGAAAAUGGGCCUGUGACUAUCAAUAUUGAUGGUUACAAUGGAGGCAUCCCUUCCUUGGUCUCUACUCCAUAUUCAUGGACAAAGGUGGCCAACAUAAUAUAUUUAGAUCAGCCUGUUGGGACUGGCUUCUCCUACUCAACAACUCCACUAGUUGAUAUACCAAGUGACACAGGAGAAGCUAAGCGUGUCCAUGAGUUUCUUCAUAAGUGGCUAGGCAACCAUCCAGAUUUUGUGUCUAAUCCUUUCUUUGUCACUGGAAGUUCUUAUGCUGGUAAGGUUGUUCCUGCAAUUGUUCAAGAAAUCUCAGAAGGAAAUUAUAUAUGCUGCAAACCUCAGAUUAAUCUUCAGGGUUAUGUGCUAGGAAAUCCGGGAACAGACGUUGAUAUCGAUCCUAAUUACCGCGUUCCAUUUGCUCAUGGAAUGGCAUUAAUAUGUGAUGAACUCUACGAGGUAUGGCGUGCUUUUGUGCUUUUGGUAAUCACAAUAAAGUAUUUCAAAAACGUUUCUAUUUUCUUGAAGUCAUUGAAAAGAACAUGCGGAGAAAACUAUAUAAAUGUGGAUCCUCGUAACGCAGAAUGUUUAAAACUCACUACAAACUUCAAAAAGCUUAUUUCUGGAAUAAAUAUGGAAUCUAUAUUAUCACCAAGCUGCGAAUAUACAUCUCCUGAUUGCUAUGACUAUGGAUAUUCGCUAGCUUCGUACUGGGCCAAUGACAAGAGCGUUCGCAAAGUUCUUCAAGUGAAGAAUGAGAGUAUAACAAAAUGGGCACUAUGUUACCGUGAUAUACCUUACAAGAAGGACAUUAUAAGCAGUGUCCCAUACCAUAUAAAUAACAGUAUAAAUGGUUACUCAUCUCUAAUCUACAGCGGUGAUCAUGAUAUGGGAAUACCUUUUCUUGGAACUCAAGCAUGGAUAAGAUCUCUCAAUUAUUCCAUUAUUGACGAUUGGAGACCAUGGAUGAUAAACAAUCAAGUUGCUGGAUACACUAUAACUUAUGCUAAUAAGAUGACAUUUGCCACUAUUAAAGCAAGUCUUUUUGUUAUUCUACUUAACAUUUUCUAUUAUAAAUUAAAAAGUAAAGGGUUUCAUUUUUAAUUAAUUGUAUUACGUACCUAAUUGUUUCAUGUAUUGAUUUUAGGGAGGUGGACACACUCUAGACUUUAAACCAAUGGAGGGCUUUAUAAUGUUCCAGAGGUGGAUAAGUGGCCAACUUAUGUGACAUUGUGACCGUCUUUGCCUUUCUACGUUUAUACGGAAACUUUGUCUUCAACAAAGUCAUCUAAAUAAAUUCCUAAAUUUGCCUCGCAAAGUUUGGAACAAUUACAUUUCACAUAUUUUUAACAAUUAAAAGCAAGCAUAUAUAAUUUGUAUACGAAAUAGUGUUCAUACAUCGAUGUUGCGGACUAUUUUAGCUAAGUUGGGUGGUUGUUGGAAGUUGGAGGUAAUUAAUUAAAUAAUGAAAGAAGAAGAGAAGAAGAUACAUGCAUCCGU
Arabidopsis lyrata subsp. lyrata is the source of this 2724-nucleotide messenger RNA. RefSeq names its product serine carboxypeptidase-like 7. Gene Ontology annotation, molecular function: serine-type carboxypeptidase activity; acyltransferase activity, transferring groups other than amino-acyl groups. The record is from RefSeq and is a predicted model, not a curated record. The transcript has 11 exons. The coding region runs from base 964 to 2328 and encodes 454 amino acids. Gene Ontology annotation, biological process: secondary metabolic process; proteolysis. Lineage: Eukaryota; Viridiplantae; Streptophyta; Magnoliopsida; Brassicales; Brassicaceae.